ACAUAAAAGAUCGAUGGCUUCGCUACCGCUCCUCCUUUUUUAAACCAAUUGACCACGAGUGUAAAUACAGUUGGACAGGAGGUUUGGCUGCCUGGGUCUCUGCUUUCCGAUUGGACAGGCUUAUCCGAUAUUGAACGCCUAUUCGUCUUUGUUUUCUUGGUCCAGCUGCCAAUGUUCCCGGCAUUCCAAGGAUUAAACGGCAGUAGCGAAUUUGAUUUGCUGUGCAUGUGAUCACGAGGUUUCCUCCUGCUCUGUGGUCUGGACCUGUGCAAUACUGACAGUGUAAGGGUUGUUUGAGCAGGCUGAAAAGAUUGAGGUUUGUUUCUGUGAACCGAGUAAGCAGAUAUAAAUCGUGCAGAACAACACUCUAAAGUAAAUGCUUGACUGUCUCCUGUAUUCUGAAGAUCAAUAUGGACUGAUCCAGGGCGAAUGAGAAUGGGCCCCCAACGAUGCUAGGGCUACCAUGGGCAGCGUCACGUUGCGCUAUUUCUGUUAUGGGUGUCUAUUCACUUCCGUGACUUGGACACUUCUGCUCUUCAUUUACUUCAACCUUAGCCAGGAAAGCCAGCCCUUGAAGAAUGUGCCCGUCAAGGGGGGCCAGUCCUUCAAGUACUUCCCCAGGAAGUUCCAGCCCCGCUUCACACGGAGUCCCAGCUGGCUGCAGGGUCCCAACCAACACUGGGGCAAGGAGGAGGGCCGCAAGAAAGCAGCAGAGCUCUCUCCAGAAAUGGGAAUGAUUUUCAAUGAAGUGGACCAGGAGGUGAGAGACGUGGGCUACCACAAACAUGCUUUUAAUGUACUCAUCAGUAACCGGCUGGGCUAUCACAGGGAGCUGCCUGACACCAGAAACACAAAAUGUAAAGGAAAGCUCUACCCUGUGGAUCUCCCGAGUGCCAGUGUUGUGAUUUGUUUCUUUAACGAAGCGUUCUCAGCCCUGCUGCGCACGCUGCACAGUGUUUUAGAUCGAACCCCGUCCCACUUGCUGCACGAAGUCAUACUGGUGGACGACAACAGCGAAUUUACUGACCUGAAGGAGGAGCUAGACGCAUAUAUCAAGAAGAACCUUCCUGGCAAAGUGAAGCUGGUGCGCAAUGCAAAACGAGAAGGGCUGAUUAGAGGCAGGAUGAUUGGAGCAUCUCAAGCAACUGGGGAGGUCCUGGUUUUCUUGGACAGUCACUGUGAGGUGAAUGAGAUGUGGCUGCAGCCUCUACUGACCCCCAUUAAGGAGGACCGCCGGGCGGUGGUGUGCCCCGUGAUUGACAUCAUCAGUGCAGACACCCUCAGCUACAGCUCCUCCCCCAUCGUGCGGGGGGGCUUCAACUGGGGCCUGCAUUUUAAAUGGGAUCCUGUGCCUCUCUCUGAGCUGAACGGCCCUGAGGGGGCCACCGUACCAAUCCGGUCUCCCACAAUGGCAGGAGGCUUGUUUGCGAUGGACAGGAAGUAUUUUAAUGAGCUGGGGCAGUAUGACAGCGGCAUGGACAUCUGGGGAGGAGAGAACUUGGAGAUCUCCUUCAGAAUCUGGAUGUGCGGCGGCAGGUUGUUAAUAAUUCCCUGCUCCAGAGUUGGGCACAUUUUCCGCAAGCGGCGACCGUACGGGUCACCUGGAGGUCAGGAUACCAUGGCGCAUAACUCUCUACGCCUGGCUCACGUGUGGAUGGAUGAAUACAAGGAGCAGUAUUUUGCAUUGAGACCAGAGCUGAGAAGCCGUAACUAUGGAGAUAUCAGCGAGCGACUGGCUGUGAGAAAACGACUCCACUGCAACUCGUUUAAGUGGUACCUGGACCACAUCUACCCAGAGAUGCAGGUGUCGGCUCCCAACGCCAAAGCACAGCACCCUGUGUUUGUGAACAAGGGACUGAGGCGACCCAAAGUCCUGCAGCGAGGAAGACUCCGUAACCUUCUGACGAGCACAUGCCUGGUUGCCCAGGGCCGUCCCAGCGAGAAGGCAGGGAUCGUGGUGGUGAGAGAAUGCGACUCUGAAGAUCCGGAGCAGGCAUGGGCCUACGAUGAGGAGCAGGAGCUGAUCCUGGCCGGGCUGCUGUGUCUGGACAUGUCAGAGACGCGCUCCUCUGACCCGCCUCGUCUCAUGAAGUGCCACGGCUCCGGGGGAUCGCAGCAGUGGACACUGGGGAGGAGUAACCGCCUGUACCAAGUGUCUGUUGGCCAGUGUUUGAUGGUUGUUGACCCACUUAGCCAUAAAGGGUACGUUGCCAUGGGGAUAUGUAAUGGUUCUAAGGCCCAGCAAUGGCAGCUUGAAGACUGACACUGCCAGGAAAGGAAGGGGUCUACAUCAUUUAUAAACCUUUACUGGAAUUGAGACGGAAGAAAGCCAAGUUGGACUUGUUCCUGGAUAAGCCAGUCACACAGUGGAUUUAUCAGAAGACUGGAGCACAUAAUCGACACAACAGUAUUGUUGAACUUUUUAUAGAACUAGGGAGAAUUUUAGGAGAAACAUACAAGGAUAUGCUAAUUUAAAGUUCAAGUUAUUUUAUCAUUUUGAUUAUUUUCUUUUAAAAAUUAAAAUAUAACAUUUUGGGGGGACGGACGACUACUAUUUUAAACACUGCUACAUACGAUUUUAAUUUCUUAAAUAAAGAAGCCCAAGCUUUUUGUUUUUUGUUGAACCCUAACAGAAUGGCAAUUCCUUUAUUAUUGUAUUAAAGUAUCAUUGGGAUCUGGACUAUUUACAAGUGUUGUUCUCAAACCAGGAAAGCUAGCACAACUAAUUUACCGAAUCAUUGAAUACAACUAAUAUGGAAUCACAAACUGCAUAUUGUUUGAUUAGGUCAUUUAAAAUGGGUACAGGCACUUACACUGAUGCAUCAUAAUGUAUUAUCAGUAAGUAAAAAUGGAAUGUAAUGUACUGCUUGGAUAUCUAUAAUAAAAAAGACUUUUUAAUUUA
Messenger RNA from Acipenser ruthenus (sterlet), 2902 nucleotides. Its product is annotated as polypeptide N-acetylgalactosaminyltransferase 11-like. The record is from RefSeq and is a predicted model, not a curated record. The transcript is spliced from 13 exons. Bases 464 to 2263 code for a protein of 599 amino acids. Gene Ontology annotation, molecular function: Notch binding. Gene Ontology annotation, biological process: regulation of Notch signaling pathway. Gene Ontology annotation, cellular component: Golgi apparatus. Lineage: Eukaryota; Metazoa; Chordata; Actinopteri; Acipenseriformes; Acipenseridae.